UGAAGAGAAUCACUUCCUGUGACCCAGCUGCGUCACUUCCACUUAAAGAUCGGCGUCUGGGCGGUGGGCCCUCACGCGGUUUCAACAUGCGGAUUGAGAAGUGUUAUUUCUGUUCGGGCCCUAUUUACCCCGGCCACGGCAUGAUGUUUGUCCGCAACGAUUGCAAGGUGUUCAGAUUCUGUAAAUCCAAGUGUCAUAAAAACUUUAAAAAGAAGCGGAAUCCUCGCAAGGUCAGGUGGACUAAAGCAUUCCGUAAAGCAGCUGGUAAAGAGCUUACAGUGGAUAAUUCAUUUGAAUUUGAAAAACGUAGAAAUGAACCUGUCAAAUACCAGCGAGAGUUAUGGAAUAAAACUAUUGAUGCAAUGAAGAGAGUUGAAGAGAUCAAACAGAAGCGCCAAGCUAAAUUUAUAAUGAACAGAUUAAAGAAAAAUAAAGAAUUACAGAAAGUUCAGGACAUCAAAGAAGUCAAGCAAAACAUUCAUCUUAUCCGGGCCCCUCUUGCAGGCAAAGGAAAGCAGCUGGAAGAAAAAAUGGUGCAGAAAUUACAACAGGAUGUGGACAUGGAGGAUGUUUCUUAAAAAUCUCACUGUUUCUUUAAGUGUUUUUGAAAAUCUCUUUAGGAGACCAGGAACUUCUAAGUUACCAAUUUAUAUUUUAAAUAAGGUCACUCAAAUGAGAGGUAAUUAAAAAUACACCUCUCCUACAUUGCUAUCAUUAUGGCUGUUAGAUUGCAUCUCCAUGUUAAACCUACUGAGAGUUAUAUUUAUGUAAGUCAUGCAAAUUCUCCUUGUAAAUACAAAUGUGGACAUAAAAUGGUCCUGCUGUUUGGAUAGUGGUACUAGGCAGAUUUAUGUGAAUGAACAACAGAAUUCAUGGUUAGCAAUAUGUAAAAUAAAUUUUCUUUGCAGUAAAGUAUUCCCUUUAUUAAUAUUAUGGAAAGGGGGCUUACAACAAAGAACUAAACCUGUAUGAUAAUUAGCUGUAAGUAAUCUUUUGAUUUCAGUAUUUGUUUUGGUUUCUUAGCAUCUUAGAAGAGCAUAUUGGCCUCACAUAUUGAAACUUUAUUAUGUUGGACUGUGUUGACCUGCUUUAACUGUUUUGAUAGACAGCUCUUAAUGCUGGGGGUGAUAGCUGAAUAGUGUGCUCCUGAAGUGACACCGUAUACUUUCCACUUUGGAGAAUACUUAAUUCUGAGCUUACUGAUAGAACCAAAUCUAUUUUUCCAGCAUAGCAAUGAUUUAAAAGCAGAGGAAUUGCAGUGUCUUUUAAGAUAUAUCAUGUGGCUUUCUUUUAUAAAGCUCCUAAUUGCUCUUGGAAAAUAGAAUUUAGGGUUUUAGCAUCACAAAUUAUUUGCACAUAAGAUCCUUUUUUUCCAACAUAACUGCAAGUUUUUCGUUUAGAAAAACGUAAAAAAGAAAGUAUUAGUGGGAAGAAAAUAAUUCCCUCACUCCUACAUACUACUGAAAUAGAUACAUUUUUAAUUAAAAAUAUAUUCUGGAUAUGUAAUGUUUUUAUAUUUCUACAUUAUUUGCAACUUUAAAGAUAGUAACUCAGUUGUAUUGUUUUUUGAGGAAAGAACUUAGAAUAAAUUAUAAUCAUAGGGUUCUAUAGGGGAAAUAAUGUAAGAAAUCAAAGACUUGUUAAAUUAUUUGAAGUUCUCACUCCAUAGAUGUAUGUUUGCUUUACUAUAGACAUAUUUAAGAUUACCUCCUGUUAGAUUUCCUACCUUGUUAGCAAAAUGUUGCCUUAAGUCCAUCAAUAUGGGAAAUUGAGCUAAAAGGAAGAACUGACAUGGCAUCUCAAGUUUAACAUCCAGACUGUUCUAUUAACUGUCAGGAAUUCAUAGUAUUUUGAGACCCCAGGUAUCAUUAUAAACUAUGGAUGCAGAUGCCACAGUGUUACCCCCUGCAACUCUCUAAACUUGGUUGGAUCACUGAGUUGUCCCCCCACCUUUUUUUUUUUUUUUAAAGAUUUUAUUUAUUUAUUUGACAGAUCACAAGUAGGCAGAGAGGCAGGCAGGAAGAGAGAGGAGGAAGCAGGCUCUCCGCAGAGCAGAGAGCCUGUUGCGGGGCUCGAGAUCCCAGGACCCUGGGAUCAUGACCUGAGCCAAAGGCAGAGGCUUUAACCCACUGAGCCCCCCAGGUACUCCCUGAGUUGUCCCUUAAAAAUGUUGCCUAAGAAGGGGCCUGGUACAGUACUGUUGUUUCUAUUUGUCUGAUUGAGACCUCUGCUGGACAGUUAGUGUAAUAGAAAAGCAUAAAAUUUUCCAGGCACUUGAUACACAGAACUUUAAUGUUCUCUAAUUGCUUUAGGGUAAUAAAACACUGGCAGUCAUUGGAAAGAAUUUCCUUACACACUUGCCUUACAAAACCCUGUAGGGUAGCAAAAAGAAACAUUAAGGGGCACUUGGCUGGUUCUAGAGCAUGCAACUCAUGAUGUCAGGGUCUUGAGUUCAGCCCCACGUUGGGUGUAUAGUAUACUUAAAGGAAACUUAUUAAAUCUCAUUUCUUAAAAAUAGGAAACCUUAAAAAAAAAACUUUGAAAGAUGUUUAUCUGGUAGAAAGAAGUUCCGUAAGGACUGACCUAUUUCCUAACACCUUGUGAAGUAGCACUCUAUUUUUAUAGAUGCCAACAGUUUUAGGUAACUUGCCUCUUUAUCACAUAGAAGAUGGAGGAGGUAGCAAUUUGUAUUCAUCCAAGUGCCAGUGUCUAAAAAGAAUUUAUCCAGAGUCUCAGAUCCAGUCUUUACAAGUCCCACUGAUGGCUGUGAGAGAGGACUAUAAGUUACUUGAGUGAUGCUCAACUUGACUGUGCCUUAAUUUCUUGAUUGGAAAAAUGGAAAUGAUAAUAUGACUAACCUGAGGAUUUUUAUAUGAGGACCCAAUUAGGUAAUAUUGUAAAAUAGUUUUAUCAAAGUCACUACCAUAGUGGCAAGUGUUAAAAUGUUAGCUCUUAGGAUUGGCUAUGUGACCACACAAAACUCAUAGCAGUGGGCUUUGCCUCAGGACAAAGGUGGAGGAUAUUAGUGUUUGGGGGUAAAUAUAGCUAAAUUGAAUUUGUGGACUAAUUACAGUGCAGACAGGGCUGCAUAGAGUUUAAAACAUUAGUUUUAGCUUUUAAUGUCACUUAGAAAAUUCACUUAUUAAGAGCAUCUUACUCCCCAUUCUCUGUUACGAAGGUUGGGAAAGGCAAUACAUUUCUUCGUUGUCAGCUAGUAGUGUGAACAGUGAAUUGUCACCCACUAUUUUAAGGGCUAAUUUAUAUAAAGGGACUUACUUGUCCCUUAGCUUACAUUUUAAAUGGAGAUUGAAAAAAGACAUCAGACUUCACAAAUAUUUAUAAUGUAAAUUCUAAUAUUGAAUGAAGACUACCUUGUAAAAAUUAAGACUGUAGCUUGCUGUAUUAAAAGUGUUGAUAAGGGGAAAAUUGGUAUCAAAAAACACAAUUUCAAAGUCUAUAGGAAGAAUUUUCCAAAAAUCCGUAUUCCUUUAUUGAUAUGUAACAAAAUUGAAAAGGCAACUCAGAUUUUGCCCUGCAUGUCUUUAUAUUCAAUAUCAUUAGCCUCAUGUUGAUUUGAAUCAGUUGUGUCUAUUGAUGAAUUUCUUUUUAAGGAAGUGACCUUUUGCUUAAGAAUGUAUUCUUAUGUUCUGAAUGUAAAAAUCUGUACAUUCUGGUGCUA
Messenger RNA from Mustela lutreola (European mink), 3679 nucleotides. RefSeq names its product ribosomal L24 domain containing 1 (gene RSL24D1). Gene Ontology annotation, biological process: ribosomal large subunit biogenesis; translation. The transcript is spliced from 6 exons. NCBI's taxonomy places the organism in Eukaryota, Metazoa, Chordata, Mammalia, Carnivora, Mustelidae. Gene Ontology annotation, cellular component: nucleolus; ribosome. Bases 87 to 578 code for a protein of 163 amino acids. Gene Ontology annotation, molecular function: structural constituent of ribosome. The record is from RefSeq and is a predicted model, not a curated record.